AUGCUACUCCUGAAGCCGAUCCGCUUAAGAACUCGUCAGAUUUCCCAAUAUGCUUCCGCGGCUUCACAAGAAUUGUCUGCACCUAAAGCGGUCUCCACGACACCACCAAAGGGGCUUAAUUUCUACAUCUCUACCCUCCAAACCCGUGCCUCUGUUGAUCAACUUCAUAAACUUCACGCUGAGAUUCUCAAGACUCACUUUUCCCGGAACGUAUUCCUGUUGACACGUCUAGCUCAUGCUUACCCCAAAUUUGGUUGCCUGCAUAUUGGAGAAAGAUUUGUUGUCAGCAUCAUCAAGAACCCACCUUUUGGAUACAAACCGAACGCCUUCACGUUUACAUUUGUGCUGCCCGCUUGCGUUGGGUUGAAGUCGGUUAAAGAUUGUCGGAGGGUUCAUACAGAUGUUUUGUGGUUCGGUUGCGAGUAUAACGAGUUUGUUAUCACCGCUCUUAUUGACGUCUAUGGGAAGUGCGGCAAUUUAAGUUCCGCACGCCAACUGUUCGAUGAAAUGCUAGUGAAGAAAACCGCAAGCUGUAACGCCCUGUUGGCUGCGUUUGUACUGGAUGAGAAGUUCGAUGAUGCCUUAUCACUCUUUAAUGAAAUGAAGAAGUUGGGGAUCCCAUCAGAUACCAUUACCAUGGUUAGGGUACUUCAAUCAUAUGCCUCUUUGGGUGCUUUACAACAGGGAAGAUGGGUGCAUGAGCAAAUAAUAAGGACCCAAAUGGUGGUGAACGUACAAUUAGGUUCAGCUCUGAUUAACAUGUACGCUGGAUGUGGUAGCAUAGAAGAAGCCCAUCAUGUGUUUGAAGAAAUGCCAAAAAAAGAUCUCAUCGCGUGGACAUCAAUCAUAUGUGGGUAUGGAAUGCAUGGUCUUGCCCAUCUUUCAGAAUCUCUUUUCCUUCGUAUGGUGAGUCAUGGUCUAAGACCUGAUGCCAUAACAUUUGUUGGAGUUUUGUCAGGUUUUAGUCACAAUGGCAUUGUAGAAAAAGGGUGGUAUUAUUUCAAGAAAAUGCCAUAA
This is a messenger RNA of Lactuca saligna, 1017 nucleotides long. The record is from the annotation of a GenBank genome assembly. NCBI's taxonomy places the organism in Eukaryota, Viridiplantae, Streptophyta, Magnoliopsida, Asterales, Asteraceae.